AUUUUAAAUAGAAUCUUUUUUUUUUAAAUUUAAAAUUUAAAAGUUCGUUCACGUUAAAUUCCUAUGUAAAAAAAUUCACAUAACACGUUCGAUUCUUCAAGAUCAUUUUUUAUCCCCAUUGGUGGACCUCGAUCGAGGUCGAAAUUCUCCAACAUGCUUCCCCAACGAAGGAUAACGAUCUGUGCGGUGAUUUUUGGAUUGUUCUCCGGCGAAUUGGUGUCCUGUGAUAAGGAAGAAAGCAGAAACGCCGCAUUGAACGAGCCCGACUUCGAAACUCCUGAAUACAUAUUACCCUGCAGUAGGUCAGAUCCCAAGAUAGACGUGUGCUUUCAGAAUACGUUGAAUCAUCUGCAACCAUAUUUGCUGAAGGGUAUUCCUGAACUGGACUUACCCCCGAUCGAACCGCUGAUCAUCCCCGAACUGGGAAUGGAGAACGGCCAAGGGGCUGUUCGUGUCAGGGCAUUGUUCUCAAAUAUCACGGUUAUAGGAGCUGGAAAUUACUCGUUAACGAAGUCACGAGUCGACGUGAAAACAUACAGGCUUGACGUUCAUUUAGCAUUCCCGAAGAUCGAACUUCAAGGCCGUUACGAGGUCGUGGGGAACGUGUUGCUCUUCCCCAUUCAGAGCCACGGCGAAUUUUGGGCCCUCUUCGGUGAUGUCCAGGCGGUCGCCCGUAUCCAGGGCGCGGAGGAGAUCCGCGAUGGGGUUCGUUAUUUAAAAGUGGCGCGGAUGCUGGUCGAUUUCGGUCUUGGCCGCGCCCGUUUCCGGGUGGUCGAUCAAUUGAACGGCGACAACGUGAUCGGCCAAGCGAUGAACCAGUUCCUCAACCAGAACGCGAAGGAGAUCAUCGAGGAGAUGAGACCGGCAGCGAGCGCCAGUAUCGCGAAACACUUUAAGAAUUUCCUUGGCAAGGCUUUGAACAAGGUCCCGUUGAAAGUUUGGCUUCGUGACACGUAGCUCGUUCUCUAAUUCUUUCGAGAAUCACUCUCCUUUUCUUUUUCUUUUUUUUUUUUUUUCCUUUUUUUUUUAUUUCAUUUUUCUGAAAAUGAUUUUACACGUGGAAUUGGAACGUGAAUCGAUGAGAGUCAAAGGUGAGAAUGGAGAAGGAUUCGUGGAUAUUGAUGGACAGAUUAUUUUGACGACUUCAAAUUGUGCAUUGAUGCGGAUUGAAGAAGAAGAAUGAUAUUAAUUCGGGGAAAUUUAUCGUUUUUUUUAAGGAUUAUUAUACGAAUCGAGGUGGUGUUUGAGUGAAGUUGUUUUUGGUUGUUUGAACUUUGGUUGAAAGUUUUUCUUUUCUUUUCUUUUCUUUUCUUUUCUUUUUUUUUUUUUUAUUUCUUUUAAAAGUGAAAUUUUGGAAAGUUUUUCUUUCCUUAGGAUGAUUCCUUUCUAUCCUUUAAUUUUUCUAUAUUCUUUUUUAAUUUCAUUCUAUUUAUGAUGUUUAUAAUUUUCAGAAGAACGAGUUCAAAGAACAAAUUCAGAGAUGUCUCUAUAUUGUACCAUUUUCAGUUGUAUUUCGAAACAAAUGUCUAGUAUUAUUGUAAUUACUUAUCGUUAAUUUCAAUUGCAAUGCAGUGAUAUUUCGUUUGACAUUUGCAUUAUCGAUGAUGUACGGUACGUACACCGUGCAUUAAAGACAGAAUUAUUGCUGACCUAAAAAUGUAUUCAAUUUUGCAAUAUUUCUUGCAUCGAGAUUACACCUAUAAUUCUAAUACGGUAUAAUUUAAUUUUAUCUUCUGAUAAUUUUCCUUUUACAUUUAUCUCGACAAAAUGAUUAUUGUUGUUCAAAUAUUAUAUCGAAGUUUAGGACAAUCGUGAAUUUUUAUUUCCAAAGAUAUUUCUCCUUAUCGAAAUGUCAGAUUAAACGGGAACGAGAAAGGAAAAAUAAAAAUAUAAUUUUACGUACUUAAGUAAAUAAUUUUGUCGCACUAUCUAUCUAGAAAUCUUUUCGAAUAACGUGUGAUGAAAUUCGAGAUAAUAAGAUUUUCUGUGUACGAUGUAACAUUGUCUGCCAGGAUUACGAUAGUUUCUUGUUUACAAAGGUACGUAACGACGACACAUGGCAUUAGUCAUUAUUGAAAACAUUUAUAUUUUAUGUUUUCAUUAUGAUUCAAGUAUUGUAGAUCUAUCGUAGAAGAUAUCAUGCCUUAAAUAUACGUGUAA
Messenger RNA from Apis laboriosa (Himalayan honeybee), 2160 nucleotides. RefSeq lists its product as uncharacterized. The transcript is spliced from 4 exons. Bases 154 to 957 code for a protein of 267 amino acids. NCBI's taxonomy places the organism in Eukaryota, Metazoa, Arthropoda, Insecta, Hymenoptera, Apidae. The record is from RefSeq and is a predicted model, not a curated record.